ACUCAUGUUUGUUUCCUUGAGGGGAAACGGACGGAUCGUUGAAGGAGCAUCUCAAAAUGGCGAGUCAAGAGGAGUCUGUUAGGGAGUUCGUUGCUGUAACUGAUGUGGACGAGGAGAGGGCCCGGUUUUUCCUGGAGUCAGCCGGUUGGAACCUGCAGCUUGCACUUGCCAGUUUCUUUGAGGAUGGAGCUGAUGACGACAUAGUGACUCUUCCCCAGCCUGAGGGGGGCUCCUCAGUGUCUCGAUCAGCAGGGCCCAGUCAGCCCAGAGUGACCUCUUUCAGGGACUUAAUGCAUGAGGCUGAAGAUGAGAGUGAUGAGGAGGAAGGUCAAAGGUUUUUUGCAGGUGGAUCAGAACGCAGUGGACAACAAAUCGUUGGGCCUCCAAAGAAGAAAAGUCCAAAUGAAGUGGUGGAGGAUUUGUUCAAAGGAGCCAGGGAACAUGGAGCUGUUCCUUUGGACCGGGCUGGGAAAGGACCCGGAGAAUCCAGCAAAGCAAAGGCAUUUGUUGGUGGAGGUUACAGGCUAGGGGCAGCUCCCGAGGAGGAGUCAGCCUAUGUGGCUGGAGAGAGGCAAGCCUCCAACAGUCAGCAGGAUGUUCAUGUGGUACUUAAACUGUGGAAGACAGGUUUCAGUCUGGAUAAUGGUGAACUCAGAAACUACAACGAUCCUGGAAAUGCCAACUUCCUUGAUGCAAUCCGAAGAGGAGAGAUUCCUCUUGAGUUGAGGCAGCGGUCUCGUGGAGGCCAAGUCAACCUGGACAUGGAGGACCACAGGGAUGAGGACUUUGUUAAGCCCAAGAUGGCCUUCAAAGCUUUUGGAGGUGAAGGGCAGAAGUUAGGAAGCGCCACUCCAGAGCUGAUUUCAGCUCCACCAACUUCCCAGCAGGACCAGUCUGCCAACGAGGCCCAAGCCAGUGCCUCUGUGACCCUUGACCCCUCCCAGCCCACUACUAACAUUCAGAUUCGACUGGCCGACGGCGGCCGGCUAGUCCAAAAGUUCAACCACACCCACAGGGUGUCUGACCUGCGGCAGUUUGUGGUAACAGCCCGGCCCGCCAUGGCCGCCAGAGAGUUUGCCCUCAUGACCACCUUCCCCAACAAGGAGCUGUCAGACGAGAACCAGACGCUGCAGCAGGCCAACCUCCUCAACGCCGUCAUUGUCCAGCAGCUAAAGUGAAGCCGGGACAGUAAGAGCAGUUCCCACUCUCCCCUCACGCCUGUGUGGCUGAGCAGCUGCAGCCCUGCUGCCCCUCAGAGGGAGGAGGAAACACUGACUUGAAAUGGACUUCAAUUUUUUUUUUUUUUCUUUUCUAAAAUGAAGUGUAACAUUCUGUGCCCCCCCGCCCCAAUAUGCUCAGCCUCCCCGUCUGCUCCGCGGCAGAUGGUGAUGAGGGCUGAAAGUUUAACCAGCCUAUCAGAAACCCUCCAGACAAAGGUGAAUUGUGGUUUUGGUGGGAUUGAGUUUAUCUUACAGCCACAUUCCAGUUGUCUGAAGUCGCACUGGUUGCAGUGAUGCUCAUUAAAUCUUAAGUGGUUUCCUAUUUAUGGGUUUCCACUUUUUUUAUUCUGUUAAUAAUCUGGCCUUUGUGCAGUGUUUUCAGUCAGAUGCUGAGACGUCAGCACAUCAUUGCAGCAGCAACGGAUCCCCUCUUUGUUUCUGUUUAAACACAAACCACAACCAAUAAAGUCCUUUUUCUUUUUU
This is a messenger RNA of Melanotaenia boesemani (Boeseman's rainbowfish), 1703 nucleotides long. It is a transcript of the gene nsfl1c, whose product is annotated as NSFL1 (p97) cofactor (p47). The transcript has 9 exons. Gene Ontology annotation, molecular function: ubiquitin binding. The coding region runs from base 57 to 1178 and encodes 373 amino acids. Gene Ontology annotation, cellular component: cytosol; nucleus. Lineage: Eukaryota; Metazoa; Chordata; Actinopteri; Atheriniformes; Melanotaeniidae. Gene Ontology annotation, biological process: proteasome-mediated ubiquitin-dependent protein catabolic process; Golgi organization; autophagosome assembly. The record is from RefSeq and is a predicted model, not a curated record.